Molecule: messenger RNA, 738 nt
Organism: Owenia fusiformis
Lineage: Eukaryota; Metazoa; Annelida; Polychaeta; Sabellida; Oweniidae
Source: the annotation of a GenBank genome assembly
CUGGCAAGAUAGUAGUCUCAAUGCAUCUUACGAAGAUAAUGGUGGCACCCAAUCUCAGACUGCUCCACUCAUGUCAUCUACUCCGUCAAGGACACUCAUGCCCCAGAGAUCAAAGUCCAGUACCCCUAAAGCUCCCAGACAGAGCCCUGCGAGACAGAGACAUCAAGAGCCUGCCCCAGAUAGCUAUGGAGACGGUUAUUCAUCUGGAGAGUCAGGUAGUUCAAGAAAACGUCAGUUAGCACUAGAAGAACAGAGUGGCCUGGGAGGAAUGUAUGACAAGAAGAUCAAAGUGGAAGAAGAUUCUGACAUCAUAGAGGAGCCAAGCAAUCAAGGGUUUCACACUGGUGAUAAAGACAGAAACUGGAGAGAAUUCCAUACUGGCGAAAUAUCAGGGAGCCUGCAUAACCUACACACUGGGGACAAGGACAUAAACAUACAAGGUUUUGAUACUGGAAGUUACCACUCACAAGACUAUAAUAUCCAAACUGGAGAAGGCUCUGUAUAUACCAUCGUACAUGAUACUGAAAGCGCAGGAUUUGAGAGCUAUAAGAAUGAAAGGGAUAAUGGUGCUUCCGUAGCCACCCCUCAAGGAAACGUAAUAUUGUAUAAUGAUAUCACUGAAGUGCCUGAACCUAGUGUUGUUUUAGAGGAUUAUCCAUGUCAUGACUGCAAAAUGAUAUUCCCAACUCUCGCCUGUAUGGAGUAUCACACCCAAGUUGUCCACAGAUUCUUCUGUGA